UCCCUGGUCCCUGCACUGCAAAUCUGCAAUAGUGUAAUUGGUGACGGUCAGGUCAAUUCCUUGGUGGUAGCCAAAUAAGUACCGGACGGCCAACGUACGUAAUAAUGCUUUUCUUCUACGAUUAUCACUCUCGAGUCACCCCUCUGCUCUGCGUCGUCUCGUCACUCGUCACUCGCCACUCGCCGCUGCGAAAUCUCUAAUGCUCCAUCUCUUUAACAGAGGCCCUCAAUCUACUCCAAAUUUACGUUUCAAACCAUCCUAAACCCACCGCCAUUCGUCGUCCCAUUCCCUCCAUCCUCUUCAACUACUCGUCUCCUCUGCUUCCUGCACACUCUAACUCUUUCAGGGGAGCCUCUCCAUAUUCCACCUCAUAAAUACAUGGAUCCUCUCUCUGCUCUCCGCGACUUCACCACUCGUGGUGAGUUGGAUAAAAUCGUCCGUGUCGGCGACGAGUUUCGUUUCGGCAACGAUUAUGCUUUCCCCUGCACUGCCGAAACCGCCUACCGAUCCAAGCAAGGUAAUCUCUAUACCCUCGAGACCCUUGUUUAUUAUGUUAAGAACCACCACAUCAAGCACACGGAAUAUCUGCAGAACUCUCGCACGCAGAAAAUCCCAGCAGUUACCUUACCCGACCGUAAACCUUUGCUUGAGUACCUCCAAGGCAAGGUUUCCUCUAACGAUGCAAUAGAAUUCGUCGUCCUUCAAAACCCUAAGAUAUCCGAUGCACUCUCCAUCGACGUUGAGGAGUAUCGACCCGAGGACCCCGGGUUGGUCGGAAAUCGGGCACCCGCCGAAGAAGAGGAAGACGAAAAAUCUAGGGUUAGGGUUCCUGAGAAGGUCGAUUACAUCUCGAUGAUUAACGCUCUCGAGAGGCCCUUGAAGGAUCGGGAAAUGCUGUUGGAGUGUAGGCACAGAGAUUUCUAUAGUGUUCUCGUCGCUUCAACGAGGCGGGAGGAGGAGCGGCAGCGGAUGGAAUCGCAGCAGAGAAAGGAUGGAUUGGUUGCCAAGAGUAGGUUAAUGGGAGCGGAUGAGAGGGGCUUAGGGUUUUGGAAGGAUGGGGAGGAGUUGGGAUUUGAUGGGACGCCGAAGCCCAAAAUGCACUUAAAGGGGAGCAAGAUCGGCGAAGGGGUGCCUAUAAUUAUGGUCCCAAGUGCAUUUCAGACAUUGAUUACUAUUUAUAAUGUGAAGGAGUUCUUGGAGGAUGGUGUGUUUAUCCCUACCGAUGUGAAGGUGAAGCAGAUGAAGGGGGCGAAGCCGGAUUGUGUUACAGUGCAGAAGAAGUUUAGUCGUGAUCGGGUGGUUACUGCAUAUGAGGUCAGGGAUAAGCCGUCAACUUUGAAGGCAGAGGAUUGGGAUAGGGUGGUUGCUGUUUUCGUAUUGGGGAAGGAGUGGCAAUUCAAGGACUGGCCUUUUAAGGAUCAUGUUGAGAUAUUUAACAAAAUUAUUGGAUUUUUUAUGCGAUUUGAAGAUGACAGCGUUGAGUCUGCAAAAAUUGUGAAACAGUGGAAUGUGAAGAUAAUCUCGAUUAGCAAGAAUAAGAGGCAUCAGGAUAGGGCUGCAGCACUUGAGGUGUGGGACAGGCUAGAAGCAUUUGUGCGGUCACGAUCACAUACUUGAAGUGCCCAAAUUUGAGUAGUAGUUCUGUCAGAUUCAUCCUAAUUGGGCGUUACACCAAGCAGUACCUCAAACAGAUUUUCAUUCACAUGGCACAUAUGCAAUUGAGGUGAGGGUGGGAUUCAAGGCAGAUUUCGAAAAUGGCAUUGCAUAACGCGGCAAUAGCACGGGAUUCCCUUUCAGUCUCUCUCCCUCUCCCUGGCGAAACUAGGACUACAUGUUAUUCAUUUUUCCUAAUCUAUCUAUGUUUUGCUUGUCUGUACAUUUCUGAUCUGAUGUUAUGCAGUCAAUGUGGAAUCAGAAGAAUGUUAGAACGUCACCCACCUCUUCUGGGAGGUAGACAUAACCACUUGAUACAUCAGUUUCUUCGUUUCGAUUUUCGUCAAGUUUGUGUAUAAUUUUCCUUGUGUAUGAAUAUGAAUAGUUUUAUUUUUUGGCAAGAAAGUGUGAUAAACUGUA
This is a messenger RNA of Nelumbo nucifera (sacred lotus), 2073 nucleotides long. RefSeq names its product PLANT HOMOLOGOUS TO PARAFIBROMIN (gene PHP). The record is from RefSeq and is a predicted model, not a curated record. NCBI's taxonomy places the organism in Eukaryota, Viridiplantae, Streptophyta, Magnoliopsida, Proteales, Nelumbonaceae. Gene Ontology annotation, biological process: positive regulation of transcription elongation by RNA polymerase II; transcription elongation by RNA polymerase II. Gene Ontology annotation, cellular component: Cdc73/Paf1 complex. Gene Ontology annotation, molecular function: RNA polymerase II complex binding.